CGUGUGUUUAUUGGAGCAACUGGUGUUUUGAAGGCUUAAUGCGCGUUUGCUCGACUUGAGACACGAGAAACAUCACGUCACUCAGUGCCUCGCGUGUUAUUUUCCUUGAUCGAAGAAACUUUGGGAAUAUCUAAAGUUCAGAGGAAGGUUGUGGUCAUUGCAGAGAUGUUUGACAUUUGAGAAGUGAGAACAGGUGGCAUGUUGGAUUUGAAUCUCUCUGCAUGCUGCCUGUGUGUAGUUGUGAAUUUACAUGCAUGCCCCUCAUCCAUCAUUUCCUAUCAGCCCUGACUUCACUUCUGUCUCCAUUCAUCCACUAACACUAUCAUGGGAAAAAACUCUAAUAACAAUAACACUAAUGUUAAUGUCUCCUCUAAGAGGGACCCCACCAGCCACAAACGCAUCUGCUGCGGGUCCAGACCCGGUUCGGGUCCCGAUCUGUUGCGGGAUGUGGAGCGUCUCCGCGCUGCCUUAAGCGUGGAGCGCAGUCGUAACCAGCAGACGCGCAGGCGCUUCUCUCUGGAGCUGCGCAGGCAACGUGAGGAGGCCCGGCAGGAGCGAGAGCGAGCGCUGAAGGAGCUGACGUACCGUCUCGAGCAGCAGAAAGCGCUGGAGCUGUUACGGCAACAAGAAAGGUUGGGCCGUGAGCGAGCCGGCGAGGUCAGACGUCUGUUGCGUUGGCGGGGUCAAGAGAAGCAGAAACGGACUCAAGAGCUUCAACGUGAGAUCGCUGGGAUCUGUAGUUCAAGAGUCGAAGGAGGCCGCAGGGUGUUUGGAUGUAAAGGUAACGAGGCCGCGUACCGUAAACUUGAGGAUUUGUUAAAAACGCUCUUCACGCAGACGGAUGGGCGAGAGGUCGCUUUGCUUCGACGUCUCCAGCAGGAAGUGGACGUAGAGAAACGCUUGUUUCUGUGUCACCUGCUUGAAGCCCACAACUCUCGAGAGGAUAAAGAAGGCCAAACAAGGUCUGUUUUAAAACCGACACCCAGGCCAAGGUCAAAGAGCUGCGUGCACCUGCUGACCGGCGUCGGCCCACAAGACAUCACAGAACUUUCAAGGAAAGAAAAGCUUGCUCUGUUUCGCUCUCACUCCCUUUCACCUCAAACCGUUUCUCAGCCUAUGAAAAAACAGCAGCAGGACUCUAAAACGCCUCCUCUCAACUUCUCUGUAAAAGAAGAGGAAUCAUGUAAAACAAAUCUUUCAGGAGAUUUACCUCAGCCGUGCUCAUCUGAUGAGGAAAGAGGCCUUCAGCAUUCCAACCUGUUGAGCAGCCCGCCGUCCAGAUGUUCAGAGGAAAAUAUGGAUGAUAUGAGCAGCAGGGAUUCUGGGUUCCUGGUGCGACAGAACUCCGAGCUGUUACGAGCUCUGGAGGAGAUGGAGAAGACCUGCUCAAACCUCAGAGAAGAAAACAAAGUCCUGAGGAAGAGUAGUUCUCCAGAGACUGAGGAGAAAGUGAAGCGAUUGAGGAAGAAGAACACAGAACUGGCCAUCAUUGCCAAGCGUCUGGAGGAGAGAGCGUACAAACUACAGGAGGCAAACCUGAAAGUGGUUAAUUCCCCCAUGCCCAUCAAAGCGGGUGCAGUAGAGCAGUACAAGCGUGCAUUUGCCCGUCAGCGAGCGAGAGACCUGGCACAACACGCAGACGCACUGCUGUGUAAAGACAAACAGAUCGCAACACUGCAGCACGAAUGCAGACAACUGGAAGCACAACUGCAGCCGGGGAAGGGUCCAGUGGUAGUGAGUGAUUUUGAGCGUCUCCUGAAGGAAUCACAGAAGGAGGUGUUACGUCUACAGAGACAGCUGUCUGUCGCCUCUGUUACCAGAGAUCAAAGCAGUACGACAGGUGAAACGCCUCCAGAGACACAGGACAAACAGGUCGAGGUUGCAUUUGAAACCCCAGUCACAGUUGUAGAUGAGGCCCCUGUUAAGGGGGAGGAGACUCCUGGUGAGGGGGAGGAGUCAGAACCACAAGUAAAACCUGAACAGGCCACAAGCCCCACCCACCAGGAGGAGCAGACCACAGAAGACCAUCUUCAGUCGCUGGAACGUGAGCUCAGCGGGAAGAGGAAAGAAUGUGAAGUUCUCGAGCAUGAAGUAAAGAAGAGGAGGAAACGAUGUCUCGAUUUGGAGAACCAGCUCGAGGUCGAGCGCAGCAGAAAUGAGCUGUUAGUGGAUGAGGCUGAAGUCCUCAGGAAGAAAGCUUAUCUGCUUGAGCAGACUCGGGCUGAAAAUGAGGAGCUAAAGGAACGGCUCUGUGUGUUAAACGCUCAGCAUAGUUCUGUUCUGGAGGAGAACCAGCGACUGCGUGCAAAGCUGGAGAACCUAGAGCAGGUCCUGAAGCACAUGCGAGAGGUCGCCGAGCGCAGACAGCAGCUGGAACUGGAACACGAGCAGGCACUGGCUAUCCUCAAAUUCAAACAGGAUGAAAUUAAACGACUACAGCGGGCUCAGUUAUUUGCCAAGCGUGAACAUGAAGGUGUCGUGCAGAUGUUGGAGGAUCUGGUGCAGCUUGUAUUGCACAGAGAGCUGGCAAAAGUUCGGGAUCUGGAGGACAAAUGCCGCAUUCAGACCCAACAGUUUGGACUUCUCUCACAGGAGCUGGAUAAAUUCCGGGUUCAGGCAUCAAAGAUCGACCUGUCAGGAUCCGGCCUGCUGUCUGACUCCAGGCUGACCCAGCUGACCAAUGGUCUGGACUUUCCUGACACUAAAGCCUCAUGGGAAGACAUCACAUUCUGGAGUUUUGAGGGUAAUGAAGCCCUCUGUGAUGCCACUGAGCCUGAUGUGGCUGCAGUCCUGUGUUCGGGUUCGACUCCACACGCAGCAGAGCUGUCACGCCCCGAGCGCUCGCCGACCAUCAAGCACAGAGAGCUCCCGACUGUCAGCGUAAAAUCUGGCUCCACGUCCAGCCCGACACCACCCAAAUCAGACACCCACCUCUCGCCCAAAUCUGCCAGCUCUCGCCCCGCCAGUCCCCGAAAGGCCAGCCCUACACAUGAGGUGGACACUGCCAGUGAGGUUGAAGAUUUGGAUAUUGAUGUUUCUCCAGCACUAUAUUCAGUCAGUAAAGGAGCAGCUAAACUCCAGGUCUUCAUCGCACGUUACAGUUACAAUCCAUACGAGGGUCCUAAUGAUAACCCUGAGGUCGAGCUGCCUCUCACAGCGGGUGAAUACAUCUAUGUGUAUGGAGACAUGGACGAUGACGGCUUUUAUGAGGGGGAACUAAUGGAUGGGCGGAGAGGUCUCCUUCCCUCCAACUUUGUGGAGCGGGUAUCAGACGACGACUUCAUGAGCAGCCACCCUCACCAGACAGGCGAUCCCAUAUCCCAUAAUUCCUUUCAGGAGAGCAGCUUUCACAGUGGCAGCGAGAGACUACACCAACAUCACUUACGGUUUGCUCACAGCGUUUCAGAGAGAACGGAGACCUCCACGACGGCCUCGGCCGCUGGUGACAAUGCCAAAGCGAAGCCCUCUGCCUCUUCCCCAGUCGCCUACCUCACCAACGGUUUGGAUUUGGACUUAGAGGAAGUCGGGGUGGAUACCGUGCCUUACCCCCGCAGACUGACACUGAUCAAGCAGCUGGUCAAGAGCAUCAUCGUCGGUUGGGAGGUUCCGGUGAUACCGCCCGGCUGGGGUUCUGUCUACAGCUAUAACGUCUAUGUGGACCAGGAGUUGCGGAUCAACGUGCCGUUUGGUACCCAAAUGAAGGCCGUUCUGGAAAGGUUAGACUUGGCGCAGAAAUCAUAUCGGAUUUCUGUACAGAGCUUAACGGAGCGUGGAAACUCGGACCGGCUGCGCUGCAGUAUGCUCGUCGGACGGGACGUGUGCGUUGCUCCGACGCAUUUGCGCGUCGAGCGCGUUACCGCUACCUCGGCCAACCUGACCUGGCUGCCUAGCAACAGUAACUAUGUGCACAUUGUGUCUUUGAACGGUGAAGAGUGUGAGUUGGUCAAAGCGGGAUGUUAUUCAUUGUGCCUCAGUAAUCUCACGCCCAAUCUGCAUUACCGUGUUAAGGUGGAGGCCAGGCCUCAUCGCACUGCCUGGGAACUGCCACCAGAAUGCAGAGAUCGCAAAACCGCAGAGACGUCCUUCACAACCCUGACUGAAGGUCCUCCUGAUGCUCCUCUGGAUGUUCAACUGGAACACGGUCCAUCUCCAGGAAUCGCUCAGAUCAGCUGGCUGCCCGUUACCAUCGACGCUGCCGGGACAUCCAAUGGUGUCAGAGUCACUGGCUACAGUAUCUACGCAGACAAGAAGAAGGUAUUAGAGGUGUCAUCACCCACAGCAGGCAGUGCUCUGAUUGGUCCAUCACAGAUUCAGACGUUACAGGCAGCCCAUGAGCUAACCGUACGAACCAUGUCGGCGUUCGGCGAGUCUGUGGAUUCGUUGCCGGUGAACGUUCCUGCCAAACUGCCUGCUAUUAUGUCUGGUAGCUCACUGCCUCAGUGCCAGUCUGUGCCAGCAGACUCCCUUCUCCUUAACACCAGUGCCAACCCAGAGACUGCUGUCUGUGCCACGUCUUUCUCUGCUGCCAAAAUUCCUGCGAUGCCGGAAGACUGCCCCACCGGUCCCGUCAGAGGAGUCUACAUCAACACAUCCACAGCGGCCACUCGUGAGGCGACUAUGCCAACUGCCACAUGUGUAGAAGCCUGGGCAAACCCAGCGUCGGUUGCCAUGACAGCACAGGAUCCCCCAUCACUAUCUGCCUCUCAUAAUAACUCAGUGGUGAAGGUGCCUGUGACCCUUACAACACCUCCUGCCCUGCCUGUGUCUAUGGCUGUAUCACCACCAUGCACUCCUAUGGCUGUUCCACCACCUGUACCCGUGCCCUUCGCUCCAGUGCAGGGCAGUAGUGCGCUGAACCCCAUCAGAGAGAAAGACACCCCAGGUGCCCAGCGUCCUGUCGCUUCCCUUUCUGACUUCUUGGAGGAACCUUGUGCCAAACUUCACACCCCACUAUCCAGUUCCACCCCCUCCAAUGUCGACAUCCCCACUAAAAACCCUCUCAACGUCUUGGAUACACAUCCUCUGAGACCUCCCAAUCAAUCACCAUUCGAGUCAGAGACUGAGGAGGAGGGUGAGAACAGCAGACUGGUGUCCAUUGAGGAGUUCCUGCGGCCUGUACCUCAACCUCGAAUAAAGGUGUAUGCUGGAGGUCUCAUGGAUCCUCCACCGGACUAUCAUGGAGAGAGCAGUCGAUCUGAUCUUUCUGACAUACUGGAGGAAGAGGAAGAAGAUUUGUAUUCUGAAUCCCUCACAGAUGUCCAAAACAGAGGUCCUACAGGCAGAUCUGAAGUCUUGGAAACAGACAGUGAUGAAGAAAUCUUGGAGAAGAUUAUAAAGCUCCCUCCUCAGCCUUUCCACAACAAGCAGCUUUUCAGCAUCCCAGAGGUCACAGAAGAGGAAGACAAUACAGAGUCAGAACCUCACAUUAGAUCGUCCACGGGCCGGAUCGCGUCGGGCCAGGGGCGUCAUCAUUCCCCAGAUCACACCAAUAAAGGACGCAAAUCUGAUUGUAAGGGGUCGGUGCGCGUCAGACCCAAGGUUCACUAUGCGGAUACAGUUGACAGGGAAGAAGUGGAGCUGGAUGCUGAUGGUAGUUCCUAUUCUGGAGCCCUGUGUGUGCCCCGCCCACCGCACAAAGGACACGGAGACAGACUGAAGAGAGAAGCUUUGCUCCGUAGCCGGACGACCUCAGAGUUUGCCGGUGUUGGUUCGCAUUCAGAUACAGGACGGGGACAAUAUUUACUCAGCAAGACCGUACGACGAGUGAAGUCGCCCACCGGGCCCUCGACGGAGAUCGAUGUGGAGUACGGGACUGAUAAUGAUGAACCUCAGAUGUCUGACUCUGGUGAAGUUGUGUUAGAGCAAAUGAGUUCAGAGUGGUGGGUGGAGGGCAGUAAUAGUGAAUAUCAGCAACUGCUCCGGGCACAACUCGCACCAAGUGACCGCUCAUGGGAGACUGAAGGUAGAGAAGCAUCACUGGCAGGUGCAGCGUGGUGCAGCACAAAUGACAUCACUACUAAAUCCACACGACCUGAAAUUAGACAAUCCAGAGACUCUAGAGCAGCUGGAGAAGAUGAGGUGAGGAUUUUUGUUGCUUUAUUUCCAUACGACCCUGCCGUCAUGUCACCCAAUCCUGACGCCGCUGAAGAAGAACUUCCCUUUAAAGAAGGACAGAUUAUCAAGGUUUACGGGGACAAAGAUGCAGAUGGUUUCUUCCGAGGUGAGGCGGGCGGUCGUCACGGUUACGUGCCGUGCAAUAUGGUUUCAGAGAUCCAGGUUGAGGAUGAGGAGACCAGAGAUCAGCUUCUGCUACAGGGUUUCCUCUCUACAGAGACGUCCAUGGAGAAGAUAGAUGCCCACUUACAUGCUCAGACUCCACGCCGCCUCGCCCCACCACCGAAACCUAGACGCUCCAAGAAAGUGGAGUCAGCAGCAGUUUGGGAGAACACAUCUAUGAUUGACUCGUCCAGUCAAGAUCUCAGUCACUCAGCCGGACCGAUGGGAAGCUCGCGUCCUCGUCGGAUGGUGGCCAUCUUUGAUUAUGAUCCGAGAGAGAGCUCACCUAAUGCCGACAUAGAGGCUGAGCUGACCUUCAGCGUGGGUGACAUCAUCUAUGUGUUCGGUGAUAUGGAUGAUGAUGGCUUUUAUUACGGCGAUCUCAACGGACACAAAGGUUUGGUGCCGUCAAACUUUCUCCAGGUCUUUCCAGAGACGGAGAAUGAAGCCGUGAGAUCUGAACACACGUCAGCAGAGAGCCGCAGAGAUUCACAGGUCAGUCAGACUGAGUCAUCAGAAGCACCUGAUCCUGUGAGCCCCUGUCAGUCUGAUCCCGCUCCAUCAGAGCCGAAUCCUCAUCCGGACUCUGAACCAAACCCAAACUCAUCUCCGCCCGUAACCCCCGCGUCCCCUGAAAACGCACAGCCUGAGAAGAAAAAGAAAAGUUUCUUCUCGAAGGGAAAGAAGCUCUUCAGAAAGCUCGGCUCCAGCAAGAAGGAAUAACGGUGACGGGAAGGAUUUGCAGAUUGCACAUUUUCUAGGUUAAGGCAGUUUGUGUGCAUGCGUGUGUGUGUGUUUCUCAGGCCCUGUGUUGAGAGGUUUUCACUAAGGUCCUCUAGAAUACUGUAUAGUCAUGGUGUCUAGCAGAAAGUGGUUUCCUUCAAAAGGUUUUCUCUCGGGUCCUGUAAAAUUUAGCUUUGAUUUGAUUGUUUGCUUGAAUCAGAUUCUUUGAUACUGAAUCUCAGACUGAUUCUUUUGGAAAUGAUUCCUCUGUGUAUGAACAGGGAUUUGAAUCAGUUAAAGCUGUGACUAAGAGUUUGUGUCUGCUGAAACUUCACAUUGACAAAGUCUGGAUUUGGAAUAUGGACUGUGGACAUUGUGGUGAUGCUAACUUUAAUAAUGGCAUGUAAACGCCAUGUUCUUCAGUUAGUAUUCACAAUGAAAAGUGAAGCACACUUAUGAGGAGACUCACGUGCAAAAUUAAUGAUAUUAAUGCAGUGAGAGUAAUAGUUAAUAGUUUUUGCACUACUAAGUUGGUCCACAACUGCAAAAGUUUUGCCUGUUGAAUAUUAACAGGUUUAGCUGGUUAACUCUACAGGAUGUGGUGUUGUGACUGCAAAAGCUAACCUGCAGUUUUUACCCAAACUUAUUGAGGUCAAUACGAGCUGAGAGUAGAGAUCUUUCAUACUGAUUCAAUUUCUCGUUACCUGUUUAUUUUACUGGAGAAAAUCUGAAUGCUUUUGACUUCUGAUAUGCUUAUGUGGCACUUAAAGCUGUAUUUUGUGCAAUUCCAGGCAUUUUAACUGUGAAAGCAAAUUAUUAAUGCUAACAUUACCUGAUAGUUUUCAAAGAUUGCGCUCAAUGAAAUAUUGUAUUUAUGAGCAGAUAAAACUUUUCGGUAACACGUUACAAUAAGAUUGUAUUUGUUAAUGUUAGUAAAUCCUUUAGCUAACAUGACCUUCACAUUUGUUCAUGUUAGUUCAUUGUGCAUGCAACAGGGACAACUUUAGAUUUUAAAAAUAUAUGAGUAAAUACUAAAAUUAACAUGAGGUAAGAUUAAUAAAGCUGUAGUUUAUGUUAGCUAAUGCAUUAACUCACGUUAACCAAUGCAACCUUAUUGAAAAGUGUUACCAACUCUUUGGCAGUGUUUGAUUCAGAUUUAUUUCCCCGUCUUCAUGAUGAUUCAAAGUGGAAGUCGUCUGAAGCUGUUAAUGAAUGAACGUCAUGUCAUUUGUAUGCAGAAACUUAAUCUGUCUCUGUAAAAGUGUGUGCGUGUGUCAGAUGAAGGUUCAGAUGUGACUGAAGUCUUUAUGGUUUAUUUUAUCUCCAGAUUUGCCUUUUCUCAAACACUGAUGUGAAAUUCAGUGAUUUACAUUAUAAAUCAGUCACGUGCAUCUGAAGGUUACAUGCACAUUUGUACGAGAGCCACAUUUGCUACUUUGUUUCUGCAUGAACUCUCAACUUGUAUUCGUUCAUUUUUGUACUCGUUUCUCCGUUUUAGGAGCUCUGUAAAGAUGUAGCAUGUAAAAAUAUCUCAUUGCAAUAUGAUUUGCAGUAAACAUUUGUUAAAUUGCUGUUAAUGUUUGUUUGAAGCAUACAGUAUGAUUAUUUGUGUGGUUUUACACAGGGCUCACGUUAAAUCAUAUCUCAGGUUUUAACUGGCUGUGAAUCAGUUUUGCGUCUUAAGCAGAUCCUCGCUGAUGUCCAAACCGCAAGAUCGAGCGUUUGCCAAACCUUUGGGUCUAGAGACCAAUCACUAAAUGCCAGCCGCAUAGUGGGCGGGGCUUGAGAUCAAACAUCACAGGACGGAAGUAGAUUAAGCUUGCAGCUAUUCUCAAUAAUCGUACUUAGUAGGCACAAUGAAUUCACGUUGCUUAUUUAAUAUCCAAAUAAAAAUGUUAGUGAACAGCAUCUGUGUGUAGUCAUACAAUUAACUUAGCUAAAAUAUAAUCUGAACGCAACAGAAAUGUUAAGUACGCACAGGCCGAUUUAUAGAAAUAUAUAUUGUCAUUGCUACUUAUAAUAGAAACUCAGCAAGUAGAUGCAUACUGUAAAUGCCAGGCCAUAAUAAAAACUGAGCCUUAAUGUACAGUAACUAAUACUGUACUUAUAUUAAAUGCAUGCAUGAUGUUACUCCAUCUAUAUUCUGCCUUAUUUAUUCUAUUUAUGUGUAGUUGUAAUGGUCGCAUGUACAUGUAUUGUUUUUAUUCUUAUAUUGCAAGAAAUACACAAAGGCCACGUCUGCGAUACUGCAGGUUUGUGUGUGUGAGAUUGCCAGUGAUUUGUAUUUUUGUGAUUUUAAGGAUAUUUUCAUAAAUGGUGAGAAAGAGACUCUCUUCUAGUGUCGGUCGGUGAUCGUAGGCCGACCGAACUCUUUUGUACAUUUCAAGUUUUUUUGUAAGAAGUAACUCACCUGUGAUUAAUGCUUCUUUCGGUGAAGUAUUUAUUUAUUUCUUUGUUUGCAUGUUAAAUGAUUGUGAAUUCGCAACAUGAGCGAUUCACUUUCUUGGGACGAUUCACUUAAAGCGAAUGAGAAGACUUGUUGCAAUAUGGACUUUUUACAGAAAUAAAGUAUAUUUUCACAGAAAA
Misgurnus anguillicaudatus (oriental weatherfish) is the source of this 9585-nucleotide messenger RNA. The record is from RefSeq and is a predicted model, not a curated record. Lineage: Eukaryota; Metazoa; Chordata; Actinopteri; Cypriniformes; Cobitidae.